Linepithema humile (Argentine ant) is the source of this 9656-nucleotide messenger RNA. Its product is annotated as serine-rich adhesin for platelets. The record is from RefSeq and is a predicted model, not a curated record. Lineage: Eukaryota; Metazoa; Arthropoda; Insecta; Hymenoptera; Formicidae.
CAAAACAUUAUGUCGUGAAAAGACUUCUCUCGACUUCGGAAGAUAUUUUUGAUAACAAUUUAAUGAAAAAUGAAUCAAUCGAGCGAUUCGUUCUAUGCGACAUUAAAAGAAUUCUCAAUCAGACAAGUUAAGCUUCUGGAAAAGAAACUGAUUUACUAAAGAAAGACUUUAAAUCGAUUGACUUGAGAAAUUGUGGAUCGUCACGAACGAGACGCAAGAUGCGUUCGCUGUAAAGCACCAUUCUUUUGAAUCAUUAUUGCUCGCCGCCACCGCGAUCAACAACAAGCACAUCCCUGAAUCAAGCUUACGACGAGCGUGCGCGACUUGUCGCGCGAGCACGAGUAGGACGCGAGUCGUCGUCGUGGUGUGCGGCCGCUGGCGGAGGGGCCAGAGAGCGCGUCUCCUGCGGAUCACAGCUGGCGCGAACUCGCAGGGGUCAAGAUGUGAGCCGUCAAGGCGUGCGGGGAUGUCACGCUAAGAGAAGAGCUGCUUAGGCCCAGGCCGAGAGAGUGCGGGAACGAGAGAGGGAGAGAACGGUAGAGGUGAGGAAGAAGGAACGAGGAGAGCGACAGAAACGGGGAAGAGACCGGGGCCUCUCGCGCGCACGAGGGGAGAGAACGCAGAAAUGGAGUAAGCUGAAAAAGGGGGAUCGAUCGGCAGCCGUCCGAUUAGCAACGGCAAUGGAGGACACGAGACAGGGCAUUACCGUGGUCUGAGCACACGAAGAUGGCGUCAGGAUUGCCGAGCGCCCAUCAAAGGAAGCUUGGACCAGCGCCGAUAGCAUCCUUCGAAGACCUGUCCGACGAGGUGGAAAACGGGGAAUCGGCGGCGGCGGCGGCGGGGCGAAUGCCGGGCAUCGUCGAGGUCACCACACCGGCAACGCCUGGCAGUUCGCUCAAGACGCCCAGCACGCCGCGCAUCGACAUCAGCAGGGCGAGCAGCUCCUCGCACCAUGAGGAUAGCAAUUCCAGGGAUUCGUCGCCCGACCGGGAGCUCCUCGCAGGUGCGGAUCCGCCGCCCGGCUGCAAGCUGACUCUGGGCUACAAGGAGGACGCCCAAGAUCUCAGGUCCUCCACGGAGGAGCUGGACCUGCAAGAUCCCGUCCACGAGCAGGAUCUCAAGCGGGAGUCGAAGAGGCGGAAGCGGAAGGACGCGGACGGAUCCCAGUCGGAGUACAGCAGCAGACAGCUGGGCCAGGAGCGCGAGCGCAAGGACAGCAACUGCUCGGAAAUAUGUCUGCUCAACAUCAGCGGCAGGACGUCCAGACUGUCGUCGGUCGGUAGCCAGGGCUCCGGCGUCUCCGGCAAGCUCUCGGUCGUGUCGGCGACUUCCUCCAGAUCGCCCAGCCCGCACAAGUGUCUGCUGGAGACAUCGUUCUGCGGUAACAAGCCGACGCUGGCCGACAACCUGAUAGAGCCGUCGAAACCGGAGACUGAUGAUCUUGAGAAGAUACUUCUGAAGCGGGAGGCCGACACCACGAAGGCGUUGAUCCCCGAGAGCAUCAAGGUGUCGAUGGUGGGCGGUAAUCUAAAGCCGGAUCCGUUGGAUAAGCCCAGAAGACGCGGUCGCGAGGAGCGGAAGGAAAUCUUCAAGCGGGAGGUGGAGAUCACCAAGAAAUUCCUAGAAAGGGUAAACAUAGAGGUACCGAUUAUAAAGAGGUCAUUCGAGCAUCAAGAAUCGAGAACGUCGCAACAAUCAAAGAUUCUAGCACAAGAACUUCAGAAGCCCGCGACGCUCGAUUUUAAUGAUAAGCGGAAGAAGACCCAGAACUUCAAGGAAAUCGUACAGACGACACCUACGACAAGUAACCUGACUGGGAGUCCCAAGUUACCGAGGCAUCAGAAGGUACGUGAUCUCGAAGGCUCGCGAACGCCCAGUCCGUCAUCGGUAUCCAGGAAAAGCAGCUUUGCUUCGUUAUUCAAGGGUAGUAGAACCGAUGGUAGCGUAUUGAGCCCGGAAUCGCCAUCACCUAACACAAAGCCACGGCGGAGCCUGACGUCGAAGUUGAAGGACACCACAGAGAGUCUGAGAAGCCGUUCGAAAUCGCGCGAGAGAGCUUCCGCCGACAAGAGCGUGACUCCGAAGAAAGAUUCGAAGAACAAGGGCGUGUUCUCGUCCACGUUAAGCUUAUUCAAGAAGCGUGAGAGAAAGAAAAGUUACGAUGAGGCGAUUGCGGCCUCGUGCAACCUCGACAUGCCGAGCGGAAGUGCGGAGCAGCCGUCCCUCGACAGUAUCGGUCAAGUUGAGUUCACGUUCAACACAGAGAGGGACAAAAGCCGCCAAGACGACUCCAUCUUCAUCAGUUUGCACGCCGACGACAGGAACUACGAGGAGGCCCUGCCGUCGGAGAGCGUCUCGAUACCGCUGGAAACGCCGACCAAGCUGUUGGACGAGUACGAAAUCGAAGGACCGCGCGCAGGCAGCAUAAUUACGGAGGUGUCGAUCGAGCAUCAUCCGGCGCCGGUGUCGGUCAUCGCCAAGAUCAGGACCGAAGCUCAGAUCGAGACGGCGACGCGAAUCGUGCCUAGGAGUUCGUCUAAGGAUAGCCAGCUUCCGCAGAGCACGUCCAAGGAAUCGCAGAUAUCGAAGAGCUCGUCGAGGGACUCGAAGAUCAGCACGCAGGCGAACAAAGUAGUCGAAACGCCGAAGGCAAAAUCGACGACACCGACUAAAACGGAGCUUAAAUCGGAGGUCAAGUCGCCGGACUCGCGAGUGUCGUCCGGCAGCUUGCCGAAGGAGUCCACGGGCAGGAAGCCGGACAUACCGAAGCCGAAGAGGAAGAGCAAAGAGAGUCAGCAGUCACAGCCUGAACCACCUGAAAGGAUAGACGAUGGCGCAGCGGCGCAGCAGAAGAAAGCGAGCUCGAGGGAAGCGCCGCGGGUCGCGCAGGAGGCCAAGAAACCCGAUUUCCUCGACGACAAGGUCGGCAAGUCGCAACAGGACGGCCUGGUGAAAACACCCAGCGUGAUAUCUGACCUGGAUCACAACAGCUCGGAGUCCGAGAGGGAUUCGGAGAUUGAGUUCAUCCGGAACAAGGUCGAGAAACUUGCCGAGGAGCUGCCGGACGAGCGGAAGGGUCUCUUCUACGAGGAAAGUUUCGAGGAGGAUCUUCCGUACGUACCUACGACCCUGCCCCUGGAGAAGAGUGUCGCCAUACCUAUCCUGCCUGUUAAACAACGACUUCAGGAAGUAAGGACGAUUCCCAUCGAGAGACCACGCUCAACGACGCCGAUAAACCCGACUCUACUGGACGAGUUCGUGAUGCAGGCGAUGGACGAGCGUCGCGUGGAGCGAAUGAAGAUAUCGCUGCCGCGGGAGGACAGUUUCAAGCUGAAGAGCCCGCGGCGACAGUACGCCAGCACGGCGAACACGUUCACGGAGUUUGCGGGCAAGGUGCCGCCUGAUGGCGGUCGUAAGGGCGCUACCGCCCAAGGAAAAUCACCCAGUCCACCUCCACUGCCACCGAGAGCACCAGCAGCGAUGGCUGCGGGAACAGCAGCAGCAGCAGCAGCAGCAGCAGCAGCAGCAGCAGCAGCAGCAGCAGCAGCAGCAGCAGCAGCAGCAUCAUCAUCAUCAUCAGCGACAGCGCGGCCGAGCAACUGGAUCAAUUUCGAGGAGAUACCGGAGAAGCGGAAGGCGCCGAAGCGAAUACAGACGAUACCGCGGCCAGACGACGAUAUCACGAAGGCGAUCACCGGCGGCUACAGCUACGUGCAGCCGGAGGAGUGCAAGUGCGAGUGCCACGAGGAGUCGAGGCGGGCGUCCAUGAGGGAGGCUGCGGUAACGGCGACCACCUCGUCCGCCGGCGGCACCGGCACCAGCACCAGGACCUCCUCGUGCAGCAGCAACGGCGAGCGACCGUGCAACGGUGAGAAUUGCACGGCGUCGGCUUCCGGCGGCGGUGGCGGCGGUUCCGUCGACCGCGCUAGUAUCGUCAGUGACAGCUCGCUGGAGUGCUCGCUGAGCAUCGACGACGGCCAGAGCACGCAGGCGCUCCUCGGCAACUCGACGAAGCCCUUCGCCAUGGAUCUCGACGUGCGAUCCAACAGGUCGAGCAUCAUAUCGCAAGAGGAGAACGACGAGAACCAGCACCAAUAAUAAUGCUACUUGCAUAGUGCACCCACGCCUUAGAGUCUUCGGAUUUUCCUUUCUUUCCGUCAGAGAAUGAAUCUCUGAGGUUCCUCCCUUCGACAAGAAUCGGAGGGCGGCACGAUUACGAAAUGGACAAACGAACGGACGUCGCGUCGUCGCCGCAUCCGUCUGGUUUCUUCAGGAAAACCGGGAAGGUGAACAAGGAGCUUCGAGGAAAGGAGGAAUCGAAUCGAGUGGAGUUACAGAGUCGUUUCUACGCUUCUCGGUAGGUCGUAGCGCGCGACGCACACGCCGAUAAAACACUUCCGAUCAUCGAAGACGCACCGUUGUCGAACUGUUCUACAUCAACGACUGCAAUAUCUCGCGGCAUAUAUUAAUCAAACCAUUCUCGCGUCCCGUGUUAAAUCGUGUACUUUCAGAUCAGAUUUUCGCGACAACGUCGCAACCGUUGUAAUUCUUUUUUAUCAACUAGCGACAUUAGUCGCAUUCGUAAUCGCGGCUUCGUAAUCGAAGAGUUGUCUUCUCCGAAUCGUCUUAAAUCCAUAUUUAAGAGGAAGAGAAAUGAAAAUUAUAUAUCGCACCUUUUAAGAAUAUGAAUUUAAGAGUCUUUGGAACAAUAGAAUCACGAUCAAACGGCAUUAUCGUUCUGGUUUGUCACAUGUAUGCGCGUCGGUGCUUCCUUGCGACCGAGGGAGAUCCGGAUGGUGGCUCGCUAACGUUUCUACCGAAAUCUUCAUCAACUAUCGCUAGUUUUCUGCGCCGAGAGGGAAUCGCGCUACCGAAACGUCGGCGAAACGCCCGGGCGUCGCUCGGAUCUCGCCUCUUCUCCGGAACAAACGGUAAGAAAGCGGAAUAAACACAUUAUUUUAUCAAUUAUUAUAUACACGCCUGCGUGAGACGAGGCGAGGUGCCGCGGCGCCCGGGCGGGCUUUCGAAGCUUCAUAUCAUGUAGAUAAGCGUAGAUUUGUAGGUAUGUAUAUUUCCGUGAGCACGUUGAUCUCUUUCACAGAGAUUACAGAAGUUUAUUCAAUGUUGAGCCGGACGAACCGGCGCGAUCAUUCGUUGAUCGAUUGUUUUUUCGAACUUGUAUGAUAACAAUUUACGAUAAAAACGACGACCGUAACGCGGCGCGAGAAAGCCCGGGGAACGGUGCUGCCGGUAUAUUGCACGCUACUCUUUGGACCAGAACGCAGAUGCAUUUACGCUAUAUUACGGCGUGCUAAUCGCCACGCAAUCGUACUCGUCGGAGUACCUCGUCAAGUGCACGAUCGAUCGGAUCGAUCUAACGUUACCGCCGAACGGCGCGCACGGAUUUUUUCCAACUAUCGCACCGUUCGUAUAGUGAACGCUCUUAGAUUUAAUAUUAACGCCGGCGAUUUCUCUCUGUACUCGUCCCAUUCUCGAUCUCUCGUCAUCCCCUUCGCGUUCCGGAGCCGGCUUGGCGAGCCAUCAUUCGCGCGAAUCACUCGCUGAUAUCAAAAGAGCAGCGUAUUCUCCGUCGAUUUAGCUCGGGCUAAAAAUUCCAUGAGAACCGAGAUGAGAUGCGCUUUAUCAAUCGCGUGCGCGUUCCGUAAGUGUCGAGCUCGUACAAUAGAGAAAGAAUUCUAUAUUAUCUACCUCCUGAAACGUACCAAAGAUAAUCGAGUGUCUGUGGAGGGGUUGCUUCGUCUCGCGCGCUCGGAAAGUAGCUCGAUGACGCGAUAGUUUGACCUCUUUUCUCGCACGAGUUUAAUUAUUUCUAGACAGAGGCGAAAAGAAAAGAAAUAACGUGCAAUGAAAUUCUGUGGAAUAAUAUGUGGUUAAUUAAGCUAAUUGUGGCCUACGAUUUCAGGAGCAAAUUCGAUUUUACUCUUCAGUAAUGAAUCCAGAUUCAUAAAAUGGGAGAUUCACUCAUUUGUAAAAUUCAUUUGUGCAAUCGCAAAUUAAAAGCAAUACCUAUUCGAGAUAUUCGCUUUGGACAUACAAAUCGGUUUUCACAAUCUUUACGUUAGAUUCUUUUGGCGUUCCAGUUUGCUGUGUAUUUUUAAUUUUUAUAUGACGCCUCUGACGUUUUACAGGCCGUAUCGAUCCAGGCCAAAUUUUGCUUCUUGUUUACGUGACACUGGGUCAGGGUCGUCUCGUUAAAACAUCAUAAAUGUAAAGACACAGUUUGCUCUUAUCUCCGGUAUUGCACUGAAGUAAUAAUGCCUUGAAUAAAGUCGGUCGAAUGCAGUAGUCGUAUCUCCCAGACAUGCCUUUCUAGACUCUAUUGACUCGCACCGAGGAAUUCGAAACAGCCGAAGGAUUCCACAGAAAUACAAUUCCAAUUUACAUUCUCGGCAAUUUGAGAAAAUUAAUCUAAAUUUAAUUUUUUUACCUUUGCAAGCUCGAUUAUAUUGCAGUUGAUUAAUUUAUAAUGGACUCUCAAAAUAAAAGAUGUAUCGCUACGCGUUGCGAGUAAAAAUACGUGAUGAACCAAAUAUCAUUUUUAUCGCGAAGAGAAAUUUAUUUUUUAGAUAUCACGCGAGAGAGAUUCGGUCAGUUAAAAAAUAAUUAGCUAUUUUUAUUCGAAACCAGACACGCGUGACCCGAUAACCGAAGCUGUCUAAAAUGAAUUAAUUAAGGACGAGUUAAUGGACUCGAUUAAUUAUCGAUGAAAACCGUUCGACUCGCACCGUUACAUCGAUGACCGACUGAUUGCCCGUCUAAUUGGAGAACGGUAAUCGAAUUUUAUUUGGCGUCGGAAAUCUCAUCAUAUAGCACAUGUGUGUAGCGAGUUCAAAAGAGGUCAAAUCAAAAUCUACGCUUUAUCGAGCGAAAUCGCAGAUUUUUUUCACGCGAUUGGCUUAUUUCUUUAUCUCUUCGGUCCGUCUCGUACGUAAAACGCUGUUAUCGAUUAUUUCGAUACUUAACUGAUAAUCGGUUUCGCUCAACAGUUAUGUUCGAUGUCGCUUUUCUAACAUGUGUUUUCUACGUGAUAUAUGAAAAAGCUGUAUUGUGUUCAACGUAAAGCUAUAUCCGACAGAAACAUCUUAUCGAAACGUAAUGUCUGCUGCGUCGAGCGAUUUAAGGAAAAAAAUUGACGAAAGUAAAAUUACUAUUUAUUUCUUUGUAUAACUAAAACUUAUCUUUUUUAGGAACAUGGUUUUCUUCACUCACCAAAGUUUUCCAAAAUGUAUCCUUCUAAUCCUUUCAGGUUCUUCAAACGCCAAAAGAAGUGAAUACAAUUUUGUUAAUUAUUAUUUCGCUUUAUUCUUCGUUUUCUGCUUCGCUCGGCGUGAUUCUCUCUUUCUCCCUCGGAAAUCCCAUCAUUGAUUGCAUAUUGGAAUUGAGUCGAGCCCCGUGUGUCAUCAUUCUGCUUCCACCCUUGUUUCCCCCCCCACACUCUUUUCCGCCCCCCCCCCCCCCGCUCGGACGUGAAGUAGCUAAGUCGAGAAAUGAAUUAAUUGAUUAAUAGAUAUGUAAGCGAUUAAACUAUAACGCGGCGAAUCGAUCGGACGUGCCCGUCCCUUCCCCCUUAUCUUUCUCUUCUUUCGGCGGGGCCGAAGGGACGGGCAAUUCGCGUAGCGGGCGAUCUCGCGGAGACUUGAAUGCAAUUUGCAUGUAGCUAAACGUCUCGUGCAGGAUAAUUUCCUUUCUUUUAGAUUUUGAUGUUUAGCUAAACAAAUUUUCAGAGUAUAUUAUAUAUAAAUAUAUAAAUAUAUAUAUUAUACAUAUAUCUACAUAUAUAUAUAUAAGUGAGCAGGGAUCUGGACAUGCGUAAUUUUUAUGUGUUCAAUUUUCGACGCCGCGGACGCGGAAAGGGAAUGGAAUUAUUAGGAUUAAAUGUGUAACACACUUUUCCAACGGCAAAAGUAUUAGCGAUCGUAAAGCUCGUCGAGAGGCAAUUCGUUCAAAUAGUUAUAUAUAGUUAAGAAAAAUAAGAGAAUUGUGCGAUUGUUGAUUCUAUCUUUAGGAAAGUACUCUUGCAACGGCACGCAUUCACUCGUAAUCGCUGCGAUCUUAUCUCGUAGUAGCUGUCGCGUCGUUUUCACCGCCGCGGAUUAAAGUAUAGGAAAAUCCGUCUCUGGCGUGUCCUGUGGCGGCGUCGGAACUUGAAUUCGAUCGGGAUUAUACUCGGUUUCGAUUCCUGCACAGUCCUGCGCGGCAAUCGAUCGGCUGCGUUUGCGUGCGACGAAACGAAUUGUAAUAAAUUCACGAUCGAAGGCGAGUCGCGCUCCGCGAAAGAUCGAUGUAUUUUCGCAUCAGCGAAACCGUUGAACCCCUUUUUUCCGCAUAAUUUGCGUCGCAUUUUGUCGCGUUUGAUUUGUUCACACAGUACGAUCAUAUUUUAACAUCAUGAUCAGAGAUGGAAAACCGAAAUCAAAUCCUGAAAGUUUAAGAUUCUUGAGAUUAAUUUCUCAGUAAAAAAUUAAAUAUACAAUAUUAUAAAAUUCUCUUAAAUUUAUUUUGAUCAAAAUUUAGAUUAUUCAAUUAUGUUUGUUUAAUUCUUCUAUUUAUUCUGUCAGUUGUAUUCUCGAAGUUUUCCACCUUUUCAACCAUCCGUUGCGCCAACACGCGUAGAAAUUCGCUCGACUUUCACAGAAGCGCGAGUCACUUUCGGUUCGUAGGAAACUGUGCCCUUUUUUCGCCUAGGAAAUAAUUCGAGCGAGCCCCACGGUCGUCCGCAAAAUCCCCGUCGAAGCGCGAUCUUGCCGACGACCCGUGUGACAAAGAGAGAAAAAGAAAUCUUAAAAAACACAAAAAAAAAACAAGCGGAUCUCACACCCCGCUCGCUUCUUUUUCGCGAGGGUGGCCCGUCCCGGCAAAAAUCAUCGUCGAAUUCUUUAGCCUUCGGCGAGACUAAUCGUGGAAGAAUAAUCGUGACCACCCUCCGAACAGUUCGAAGACUUACGACGAAAUUUUAGACCCGUGAUACCUUUUCUAAUCUUUUCUAGGCGAGCGUGCAGAGCGAGAGACCGGAGCGACACGACGGGCAACCCGCUGCCUCGUUUAAUCAUCCGUUUCCUUCGCGACCGCAUUAACGCGCGCGAGAUCAUGAAUAAUACAACUGUUUGGCAUUCGAAGCUCGCAUAUAUUUGCUUAGAAAUCUCACUUUGAACUUUUCAACGCGAUUCAGCAGUUCCCCAGUCUUUGAAUGAGAUGAGAAUAACGAACUGCAGGUUGCCCAUCGCUAUUCGCCACCGACCUCGUCAAAAUUGCCGGAUACGCUCGAGGAAAUUGGCCGCUCUGAUCGUCGUUAGACGAGCAAAUCCGGGAGAGCUCUCCUCGGACGUGUCGGCACGCGGGAGAGAAACGCCCAUCGCCCAUUCCCCUAGCAAUACAUGAUCGUUCGUGAUUAUUUUUCAUGCAAUGUAAGACUAUGACAAAAAAAAAUGGAAUAAAAAUAUUUAAAUGUUUCUAAUGUUAUGUAAAUAAGAUUGUAGGAUCGGGAGUGUGCAUUUUCGAAUGCUGAUGAACAAAUUUCGACCGCGACGGACGACGACGGCGACGAUGACGACGACGAGGACGACGAGGACGACGAUGAUGAUACGUUUAAUCUCAUGUUCAGAAAGAGAGAGAAAUAAAAUAAAAUAAACUGUUUA